Messenger RNA from Polypterus senegalus (gray bichir), 3290 nucleotides. It is a transcript of the gene il12rb2, whose product is annotated as interleukin 12 receptor, beta 2a. The record is from RefSeq and is a predicted model, not a curated record. Gene Ontology annotation, cellular component: external side of plasma membrane; signaling receptor complex; membrane. Gene Ontology annotation, molecular function: cytokine receptor activity; cytokine binding. Bases 814 to 3276 code for a protein of 820 amino acids. NCBI's taxonomy places the organism in Eukaryota, Metazoa, Chordata, Cladistia, Polypteriformes, Polypteridae. Gene Ontology annotation, biological process: cytokine-mediated signaling pathway. The transcript has 16 exons.
UACUUCUUAGAAAAAUGUACAGUGCGAAAAAGAUGGCACGCACGUCCAGGCAUUAAACUCAGUCAAAGCAAACGAUUUUUUUUUUUUUUCAAAAUCGCUUAUUACGCAGGAGCGUCUAACGAAUGAUAAAGUUAUGUGUGUGCGCGUAUGAAGUGAUUAAGUAAAAGAAACGGAAACAAAGAUCCCGAUUUGAGGUGCGGGCGAGCGCAGAGUCAGCGAGCCAUCUGGUUGGGUGCGCGCGGGCAAAGCUUUGACGAGCGUCUUUUUGGGAGCGCGCGCCCUGCUCUUGUGACUCGCUGCGGCUGGAGGUAGUGGUGACUAAUCACAAGUCGAGCGAUUCUUUUAAAUCAUCCGCCGUUUAGGAGAAUUACUCAAAAUAGCAACGUACUCGUAGACCUUGCCUGAAGCCGUACUGCCACUUCUGAACGCGGCAGUGGGGUUGGUGAGUAAAAGUGAUCGUAGUGUGUGUUUAUUGGCGCCGAUAGGAGCCCCUUUCAAUUGUCCAACGAUGGACCGGAAAAAAUGAACGUUUUGUGCAGUUUACAUACAUUUGAUUUUCUUUAAAAUGCAUCCCUGCCAAGAAGCAAUAUUGUGAAGUCGUUUUAAAGGACAGGACAGUCGAUAUAUUUGGUUCAUGGAGAACACGGGACAACGACACGUAAAAGCAAUGGAAUGGGACGGCGAUGGAAGAAGCUGUGCUGCGGAGUAAAGGAGCUCACCUGGGGCGAAAAAGGAAAGAACUCGCGCCUGUGCACAUGCUACUCUAACAUGCGUCCAAGAGGAAUGUUUAUAAUUAUUUUGUAGUGGAGCCAGAUGUCUUGUAUAUGGUACUUUAUUACAGCCUGUUGGAUGGCCAUGAAUAUGAUCACUCUAGUAAAGGUCAAAGGAGCUAAAGUUGUUGUCUGUGAACAGGGUUCCAUAAACUCCAGCCAAGGAACAGAGGUGAAAAUGGGAAGUUCUCUAUCGGUUCGGUGUACUUUCUACAACAAAGGGAGUGAAAACUGCAGGAAAACUAUUUUACAGGAUCAUAUUGAGCUACCUACUAAACGACAUAAUGAGACAGCUGUUUAUUCAGAAAUUAAGGAACUCCGAGUAAACAAAACAACAUUUGUUUGCAAAACAAAUUGUAACACCAAACCUAUCACCUGUGGGAUUGACAUUAAACUUGGAUACCCACCUGAAGAACCCACACAUUUGAGCUGCAUUCAGAAAGGAGAAUUUGGGAACAUCACAUGUACCUGGCAAACAGGAAGACAUCCUCUUAUUAAAACUACCUCUUUAUUGUGGGUGAAAAAUAAGACUCACAAGUUCAGCUUUAUAAAUACCAACCCUUCUUUUGGAGAUGUAACGUUUUCUUUGCUCGAUGAGGAAUCACAGUAUUCUGUUUGGGUCAUUGCUUCAAACACCUUGGGAAAUGCAUCCUCUCAUAUUUUAAAUUUCAGCCUUCAAGAUAUAGUUAAGCCAUAUCCCCCAAGAAUCACAGUUAUAAAUAAUUCGUUCUCAAACAUGAUAAUAUAUUGGGAAGACGAACAGAAUACAACAGUUUUGGAAAUCCGAUAUCGGCCUCUCAAUCAGAAUUGGAGUAUUCAUCUUAUAAAUGAUUCUUUUGAAAGAAUGUAUAUUUUGACAGACCUGCAACCCUUUACAAAUUAUGAAAUUCAGAUGCGGAGCAAGAUGAGUAUCAUGAAAGGAGUUUGGAGUGACUGGAGCAAACCAAUACUUAAUAGAACUGAAGAAGCUGCACCUGUGGCAAAGCUGGAUUAUUGGUUUCUUUUGGAAUAUACAGAGUCCUCAGACCAGUCACUCAUUGUUUUCUGGAAGAACCUAAGUGAAACCGAAUCAAGAGGCAUUAUCUUAUAUUACGAAGUGGAGCUUCAGAUACAAAGUAAAACCAAUGAUGUAAAAAAUGUCACAAAAAACAAUUAUGAAAUCCAUAUUCCAAAAGCAUCUGGAAGUAUUUUGCUGUCUGCUAUCAACUCUAAAGGAAAGUCCCCGGCUGCAGUCAUUUCUUUACCAAUAAACACAGGUUUUCCUCCUCCACAGACAGUAACCUGUAAGCCUAACAUCAACAGUAUUUCAGUAUUUUGGAAUCCACCAGAGAAAGAAAUGACUCCAUUGCAAAGCUAUGUUGUGUCAUGGACUCGGCAUAGCCGAAAAAGACGUAAUCUCAACUGGAUCCGACUCGCAAAAGAUAAACUGUCACUGAAUAUAUCAGAAAUCCAUCCUAAUGUUUGUUACAAAAUCACUGUAUUUGCACUUUAUGACCAAGGAAUAGGAAUAGCUGAUUUUGUACAGGCAAUUUCUACUCAAUCAGUUCCUAAAGCAGCCCCUGAAAUAGAAGUCCGACAUUUCAACAAAACCAGCAUAAUUGUAUCUUGGAAAGCCAUCCAUGUUGAGCAUCAAAAAGGAUGCAUAAGCUACAAUGUUUAUGUUAAUAGACUUGAUAAAGUCUCACAGCCUUUAAAAUAUGGUUCGAUAAACAGUUCAAAGAAUGAAUUCAUUGUUAAAGACUUGGAACAAGGUUUACAUUACCAGGUUUGGAUGACUGCUUCUAUGGGAUCUGCCGAGGGACAAAGUAGCGAGAAGAAAACUAUUUUCUUAAAUAAGGAAGAAACAUAUGACCAGUUGAUCAUGCAGGCCUCUGGGAUUGUCAUUGUGUGUUUGCUGCUCUGUGUAUGUUCUACAAUACUAGACAGACAAAGGGUAAUGAGAUGGUGUUCUGUGUUGCUGCCUCAGUGGUUUACUUACCAUGUGCCUGAUCCUGCCAACUGCAAGUGGGCACAGGAAUUUUCUUCCAACCAGGAUCAAAAGAAGUUUGUUCACAGCCCACAAAAAAAUGACUCGCUGUCAAGCUUGGAAGAACCGGAAACAUUUGAAAUUGAAGAGGUUUUAGAGAAUAAUGAACCAAUGUGGGAUUCUACUCAUGAAAAUACAGCUAAUGAUGAAGGUAACGUAAGGCUGGAUCUGUUACCAACUUGUAGGCCAGAGGAUCUGAUAAUAUAUAAACACCAGUUACCUAGUCCAUAUAUUCGAAACAUGUCACAAGAGACCGAAAUCAGCAGCUGUGCCCCAGAUUUCUGUGAUGUGGACAUGACUGUGGAUUACAUACCAUCAAAUCUGCUACAUAUGGAAUCAUCUCAAGAGGAAAGCAGUGAAUUUAUGGAGGAUUCAUUUUCACCUUUCCCCUGCAGUCCAUUUAGUGAACCUCUCAUUUUGUUUGGUGGAAAACUCACCUUAGACGCAGUGAAAAUUGACUGUAACUCCUUUUUAGACUGAACUUCACCAUUUAU